Molecule: messenger RNA, 2497 nt
Organism: Podarcis raffonei (Aeolian wall lizard)
Lineage: Eukaryota; Metazoa; Chordata; Lepidosauria; Squamata; Lacertidae
Product: 24-hydroxycholesterol 7-alpha-hydroxylase
Exons: 12
Coding region: 83-1429 (448 amino acids)
Biological process (GO): cholesterol homeostasis; bile acid biosynthetic process
Molecular function (GO): iron ion binding; heme binding; oxidoreductase activity, acting on paired donors, with incorporation or reduction of molecular oxygen
Source: RefSeq, a predicted model, not a curated record
CUAUCCUGAGGUAACUCCUAGCAGCAUUAUAUCUUACAGCAGCAGCCUGUGUCAGAAAAGCAACUGCUACAGAGGAAAGAAGAUGGAAAUCAUUUUGGCUCUCCUGUUUACAGUGGUUCUAGGUUUGGUUGUCAAGCAUAUUUUCUUUCCAUUCAAAAACAUCAACGAGCCGCCUUGUAUCCAUGGCUGCAUCCCUUGGUUCGGAGCUGCCUUCAAAUUUGGGAAAGCUCCCCUUAAAUUCAUCAAACAAGCCGGACUCAAGUAUGGACCAGUAUUCACAGUGUAUAUGCUGGGAAAACGAUACACAUUUGUAACUGAUGAAGAAGGUUUUCAAGCAUUUUGUAUAUCUAAAGAUGUGGAUUUUGCGCAGGCAGUGCAACAGUCUGUCCAGCAUACAGCUUCAAUUCCUGAAGAAAUAUUUUACAAGAAUAGGAGCAGGUUAUAUAUCAUGAUGAAGGGAAGACUGAGUACAUCUAAUCUGCAGCAUAUGCCUAGGAGUCUCUGUCAGGAACUUCAGAGAAACAUGGAGGGCUUGGGUCACGAGGGAACUGAGGAGCUCAGAGAUCUUGUAAGGCACAUCAUGUUCCCAUCAACAGUGAACACCCUGUUUGGAAAAGACAUAUUUUUGACCACCAGGGAUAAUGUCAAGGAGUUUGAAGAGCACUAUCAGAACUUUGAUGAUGAUUUUGAAUAUGCUACCCAACUUCCAAAAUAUUUUUUGAAAAAAUGGUCUAAAUCAAAGAAGUGGCUCCUAAAAAGUUUUGAAAAAGUUGUCUUGCAUGCAGAGGAAACUAAUCCUUCAGAUGACAGUUCUAAGACACUUUGGCAACAUGUCCUAGACACUUUGCAAGGAAAGACCUUCAGUGCUAAUUAUGGCCUCUUACUCCUUUGGGCAUCUCAAGCUAAUACAAUUCCUGUUUCAUUCUGGACACUAGCAUUUAUUCUAUCUCAACCUUCUGUUUACAAAGAAGUCAUGGAUGAACUAGAACCGGUUUAUAGAAAAUCAGGUAAAGAAAACAUCCAGUUAUCUGAAGAUGACCUAAAAAAGUUGCCAUUUAUCAAGUGGUGUAUUUUGGAAACAAUACGAUUAAGGGCACCAGGUGCCAUCAUCAAGAAAGUGAUCGCUCCAAUGACAAUUCAAAAUUUUGUUAUCCCUGCUGGUGACCUGCUGGUCUUGUCUCCAUAUUGGAUUCAUAGAAACCCCAAAUAUUUUCCUGAGCCCAAUACUUUUAAACCAGAUCGUUGGAAAGAAGCAAAUUUAGAGAAAAAUGUUUCCUUGGAAGGUUUUGUGGCAUUUGGAGCAGGAGGACACCAGUGUCCAGGAAGAUGGUUUGCUAUCAUGGAGAUUCAAAUUCUAGUAGCUAUGUUGCUUUGCAAAUAUGAAUGCCAUCUUUUGGAUCCACUACCAAAGGAGGUAACAUAUUCAUAAUGAAAAUUAAAGUUCAUAAGCCUUCUCCACUUGGUGGGGACACAGCAGCCUGAGGGACCAUGCCGAAUUCAGUAUAAGCUGAGAAUAUGAAGCUGAGCAUUGGUGCCCAUCCCGAUUCCUUAACUGUCAGACUGAGAAUCAGAAUUGGAAGGGACCCCAGGGGCAUCUAGCCCAAACCCCGCAAUGCCGGAUGGAUCGGCUCCAUACCUUUUUUUAAAAAAAAAAAUUAAAUAAUUUUUAUUAAGUUUCAUAUUACCAAAUUAAACACAUCAAAUCAAUUAAUCCAAAUUAUAACAAUACAUAUCAUGUAAUCCAAUUGUUUUCCAAAUUAAAAUUUUUUGUGGGGGAUACCCAUGCUUCUCGAUCGGCAAGAUUCCAAUCCUCGAAUAUUUGUGCUGCUUUCAUCUUAAGAAUUAUAUUUCCAGUCCCGUCUUCUCAAUCCUUGUCAUUCCUCAUUUUCCUUUUCAUUCACCUCCGAGUUGCUCCGCAAGUGGGUUGGGGAAAAAACAAUCUUAUUUGUGUUUCUGUGUGGGCUUUGUACUGCUCUCUCGUAAACCACUCUCAUCCAAUAAUCCAGGCAUUUCCACUUGAGCAAGCAAUCGCCAUUUUGUCAUUCCGAUGAAAUACAGUCUAAAAGCUCGCUCUUUAACUUUCCCCACCUGUUGCAUCGUAAAUUAGUCUUUUUCCAGGAGGGCUGCCCCUUCCAGAUCACAAUCUCCUUGUAAGUAAUAAAUCUUCGGCUCGCCCUCCCCAAGACCAAACCUCUGCAACACAGGUCUCGUAUCAAAUCUCCAUUCUUACUGCGUCACAAGAGAGCCCUUCUUCUUUCCAAAUCCUUCACAGAGUAAAACCUUUAAGUUCAAAUUAUUCCCCCACAAUUCAUAUUUAGUCCCAUUUGCAAUUAGUUACUGUGACGGAUCUUCUAAGAGAGAGGGUUAUUAGUUAAUCACAUAGAGCAAAAAUAAUAAAAAGUCAUUCCCCCCCCUUUCAGUUCCGUCGCAUUCCAUUCCACAUACCAUGUCUGUUGUACUUUGAUGUAAUCUUCCAUCUCAGUCUUCUUCAUUUCAG